AUGACAAUCUCCACCGUUUCUGCACCACCGCCUCGUCCUUCGACCACACCACUACUGCAAUUACCAGAAGUCGUUCCUCCUCUAGCAAAAAAUGCAGCACAAAUCGCAUUAACGACGGCUAGUAGAGAUUUCCGAAGUGAUACAAUCACUGCACCAACACAAAGUAUGGGUUUGGCAAUGGCACAUGCGGCAGGAGGUGAUAAUGUAUACAAUGAUGAUUUAACCACGAACGGAUUUGAAGCAAGCGUUGCUGCUCUUUUUGGUAAAGAGGCAGGAUUGUUUGUUCCUUCAGGAACGAUGUCCAAUCAACUCUGUCUGCGUACUUGGCUCAUGCAACCGCCUUAUUCGAUCGUAUGCGAUCAAAGAGGUCACGUUCAUCAAUAUGAAGCCGGCGGUUGUGCAUUUCAUAGUGGAGCAGCAGUGGAACCCAUCAUUCCGGCAAACGGAUUGUAUCUAACGUGGAAAGACAUAGAAUCAAGGAUCGUACCUGAUGAUGACGACACACAUCAUGCUCCAACACGUAUUGUAAGUUUGGAAAAUACAAUUAAUGGUGUCAUUGUUCCACAAGACGAAAUCGUCAAUAUUGCCGAAAAUCUUCGUCAAUCAUAUUUUGAUGUCAAGCUGCACUUGGAUGGUGCACGUAUCUGGCAUGUUGCUGUCAAAACAGGUAAAUCACUGGAAGAGCUUUGUCGACCGUUUGACAGUGUCAGUGUGUGCUUCAGUAAAGGAUUGGGCGCUCCGGUUGGCAGCAUGAUGCUCGGACCCAAAAAAUUCAUUCAUAAGGCCAAACAUUUCCGUAAAUUGUUUGGAGCAGGAAUGCGUCAAGUUGGUGUAUUAUCCGCCGCAGCCCGGAUAGCAUUGGAAGAAACGUUUAACAAGCUAGAUCAUACGCAUAUCCUAGCAUCUUGGCUAGCGAGUGAAUUGCAAAAGUCAGGUGCCAAAAUUACCUACCCAACAGACACAAACAUGGUAUGGUUCGAUCCUACUCCGAUGGGCAUCUCACUCAAAGAUGUCAUCGAACGAGGUGCUGCACUUCCUGAUCCUUUCAUCUUGAACGGUAAUAGAGUUGUCAUUCACCAUCAAACGGAUCCUCAAGCCUUGCAGGAUUUGCUAUCGAUUAUACAUCAACUGCAAGGGGAGAGAAAGAUGUAA
This is a messenger RNA of Meira miltonrushii, 1152 nucleotides long. RefSeq lists its product as uncharacterized. Gene Ontology annotation, molecular function: L-allo-threonine aldolase activity. The transcript is spliced from 3 exons. Gene Ontology annotation, biological process: glycine biosynthetic process; L-threonine catabolic process. The record is from RefSeq and is a predicted model, not a curated record. The coding region runs from base 1 to 1152 and encodes 383 amino acids. Gene Ontology annotation, cellular component: cytosol. NCBI's taxonomy places the organism in Eukaryota, Fungi, Basidiomycota, Exobasidiomycetes, Exobasidiales, Brachybasidiaceae.